AUGGCCAUGGACGAAACAGAGGAAUCCUUUGCCAGAACUCGCGCCGAGAUUAAAGCUUUUGAGAAGAGUAUCGGAAACGAUCCGAUUAAGCUCGAAUUGCUAAAGGUAGAUUUUUGGAUCGCGACCUUGACGCCUGGCGAUGGCAUGGCCGAUUUCAGAGAUAGUGCGAAACUGUUGGUGCAAAGCCCAAAUCAGGAAGAAAAGGGCGCUGGCGACUCUGACGAAUAUGUCUGUGACAAUGAGAAUGAGAAUAGCAGGGUUCGCGAAGACGAGUCGACCGUAGCUUCGGGCUAUGAUCAACCACAGUUCAUCCGCUUCCUCGAAAGACUCAACGCUGAGACUGUCUCGAGACAUCAUGCACCACACACUGGCCCUAUUCCUGGGUUGAAACAGGACAUCUCCCUCUUUCAUCACCAGCAACAUGCUGUUGCAGCCGCAAUUCACGCAAAGGACUCUCCCUUCAAGGGAAUGAUCCUGACCGACCCCUAUGGUCGCGGCAAGACUUUGUCUGCACUUGCUACGAUUGCCCUUUCGGCUCCAAACAGUACACUCAGAGGAAAUUCUUGCGUUAUUGUUGCCCCUCUUUCGUGCUGUGAUCAUUGGAUGGUGGAAAUUGCCAAGUUUUUUGGUAGGGAACAGAUGCCCUCCGUCUACAUUGCCGAAGGGAGUUCAGUGAACCCUCUUUCCUUAUACUGGUACAAAAUUGUAGUGACCUCUUACUCUUAUGUCGCUGCCGAGAUUACACGAGCUCGGAAGUACGCCCAAGGCGUUGCCGCGUACAAGGAAGGGAAAAUCGCCCGACCGCCGUAUCGGCCCUGGUUGAUCCUAUUCUCUGGCCUACAUGAUCUGGAGUCCCAAAAGCCGAUGGGACAAUGGCUUGUUCUGGAUGAAGCUCAUGCGAUCAAAAACCGGGGAACCCGCACAUACGAUGGUAUCUCGGAACUUCGGCGCAAGUUCGAUAGCUGUUUGAUGAUAACAGCGACACCAGCGGAAACUAAGUUGGAUGAUGCUUAUGCUCUUACGAGCAUGCUCCGAGGUCAUCCGGAAAGCGUGCUGUAG
Molecule: messenger RNA, 1059 nt
Organism: Fusarium poae
Lineage: Eukaryota; Fungi; Ascomycota; Sordariomycetes; Hypocreales; Nectriaceae
Exons: 3
Coding region: 1-1059 (352 amino acids)
Molecular function (GO): ATP-dependent chromatin remodeler activity; ATP binding
Source: RefSeq, a predicted model, not a curated record